This is a messenger RNA of Pseudogymnoascus destructans, 405 nucleotides long. RefSeq lists its product as uncharacterized. Lineage: Eukaryota; Fungi; Ascomycota; Leotiomycetes; Thelebolales; Thelebolaceae. The coding region runs from base 1 to 405 and encodes 134 amino acids. The transcript is spliced from 5 exons. The record is from RefSeq and is a predicted model, not a curated record.
AUGUGGUUUGAGGAGGACAUUUCCAAGUUUGCUCUUGAGUUUGAUAGCAAACUGAGUGCAACGAAUGUCAAUGAAGCUGCCUCUGAGUCGACUGUCCCGACCCCAACCUCCGCCACUACGGAUACGACCUCGACCUCGACUGCACUGACCGCAACACCGACUGCAACACCGACCAGUGAUGAGCCCUCUGUGUCGCUGAAGUCUCCGAUGACCACCCCAAUGUCACCGCCACCUGACCCUGUGUCAUCUCCGGUGCGCCCCUUGACGGCGCCAGAACUUGCGGCCUGCCCGUCGCCCGCAACACCCGCACGCCCGGCUACAGCUGUAAGAAGUUUACCGCGUCCAAUCGUCCUCGACUCUCCAACCCAAGGCCAGCAGAUUGUAACGCUGACUUCUAAACGAUAG